This is a messenger RNA of Cavenderia fasciculata, 2859 nucleotides long. Its product is annotated as armadillo-like helical domain-containing protein. The coding region runs from base 1 to 2859 and encodes 952 amino acids. NCBI's taxonomy places the organism in Eukaryota, Evosea, Eumycetozoa, Acytosteliales, Cavenderiaceae. Gene Ontology annotation, biological process: protein import into nucleus. The transcript has 10 exons. Gene Ontology annotation, molecular function: small GTPase binding. The record is from RefSeq and is a predicted model, not a curated record. Gene Ontology annotation, cellular component: cytoplasm; nuclear membrane.
AUGAGUCAAACAAUACAAGAUCAACCAUUACCACCAUUAGAACAAAUCCAACAUGUUUUAGAUACAUUGUUUACGAGUGGAGAUGCCAACUUGCAGAAUGAAGCGAAUCGAUGGUUGUUGGAAUUACAGUCACACCCACACAUAGCCAUGGUGUGUCUUGAUUUGAUAAAGAACGAUAGAUCAUACUAUUCACAGAUCUAUGGUAUUCAGACACUACACUCAAAGAUACAUCAGGAUUGGGAGUCUAGAUGGAAUGAAGAGUUUAGGUCACAGGUUAGAACCAUCCUAUUCUCCAAGUUUUUGACUGAUGACAAUAACCUUAAUCAAUUGAUCUAUUCCAAGAUUUGUUUAUGUAUUGCUGCAAUUAUGAUUCAUAGUAUACCAAAACUAUGGGAACAUCCAAUAGGUGAUUUGGUUGCAUUAUUGGGAUCAAACCAAACGAGUGAACGUGUUAAAAAGGGAGCUAUUGACAUUCUAACCGUGUUGCCACAAGAGUUUGGCAAUGUUGUAUUGUCCAAUGCCAGAUGUCUGGCUGUCAAGGAAUACUUUAUACAACGAUCUGAACCUGUCAUCUAUCUAUUAUCAAGUUCACUUGAACAUUCAGAUAGACCAACCAAACUAUUAAUUCUAAAGUGUAUUUCUUAUUGGAUCGAUUAUACAAAUUCAAAGGUUGUUGAAACAGGAAAUGUAUUAAAUAAUAUAUUUCAAGCAAUUGAAGAUGAUGAGUUAUUCCCAGAAGGAAUUAGUUUGCUUAAUGAUAUGAUCAAUUUCCAUACCUAUCGUUCACCAUUUUCCGAAAAGGAACCUGCCAAUGCCACCAACAUUCAUUCAAGUGAUGAACUUAAUUUUAGAAAAUUAAUCAUACCAAUCAUCAACAAAUUAGUCUCUAAAAAAGAUUUAUAUGUUAGAUCUGAAAAAAAUGAUAAUAUAGUUAUAUGUAGAUCAUUUGCAGAAAUAUUUUCACAAAUUGUAGAGUGUUAUACACCUAUAAUGUUACAAGUAGAUAGAAAAGAGGUACAGAUGGUGAUUGAAUUUUUAAUGGAAAUUUGUUCUCACAAGGAAAAGGAACUUUCUGAGCUUACAUUUGAUGCCUGGAUCUAUAUGGGCGAGCAUAUUGUUUCGAUGGAUCCAGAUGCAAUUUCAGAUUCCUACCAGAAUCUUUAUGCUCACUUGUUGACAAAGAUUCUCCAAAAAUCAUCAUUCCCCACAAAUGUUGAAAAGGUUGACUUUAACAGUGAACUUGCUACCGAUAUCUCAGCAUAUCGUGCCAAUGCAGGUGACAUUGUCCUUAGUUGUUUCGAAAUCAUUCAACCUCAAGUAUUUUUCAUUUACAUUGAAAACAUUUUAAAAAAUAAUUGUAAUAAUUGGCAAUCAUUUGAAGUUGUAAUUUAUUUAUUUAGAUGUGUUCAUUCAGAGGUUUAUGAAGAUGAUCAAGGUGCAGCAAAUAUUAUAUCUCAUAUCUUGACUUUACCAGCUCAUCCAACUCUCAGUAUCUCUAUUUUGUUAAUGAUCCAAGAAUAUGGCGAUUAUAUUUACAAGAGUGAAGAUCUUUUAAAUCCUGCAUUUUCCUACAUAUUAUCUUUAAUUCCAAAUAAUGAUGUUAGAGUUGUUGCUUUAAAAACAUUACGUAUUUAUAGUCAAGCUUAUGGUGAUAGACUUUACCAAAAUAUUGACAAUUCAAUGACAAUAUGGGAGAAUAAUCUUACCUCUUUUUCAAUUGACGAACAAAAAGAUUUCAUUGAAUCGAUUCUAUUCCUAUCUUCAUACACUACCGAAGAUAAAAUACCAACUAUUCUCCAAAAGACUCUUACACCUGUUAUCGUUCAACUCAAAAAUGCACUUGCUUUUAAUGCUCCACCACUUCAAAAAAGUGUAUUAAUUAUUGAAAGAUUAUCAUUAUUACAAUCAUCUCUAAAGAUCCCAGAUGAUUAUAUGUCAAUAUUUAAAGAUUAUGUAAAUAAUAUAUGGCCAUUGUGUGUUGGUGCACACCAAUAUUCAAAAGAACACCAUGAUUCCAAUGUUUCAGAGGCAUUGUGGAAGGUUUUAUGGAAGAUAAUGAAAGAGAUGGGCAAUGAAGAAUUUAACCUUGAACAAAUAUUUGGAUUUAUUCUACAAGACAUCUCUACCCUUUCAACCAUUAGUCAUUCUUGUGUAGAAACGAUUAAUCUUUUAACAAAAAAUUUCUCGUCCAAUCAAAAGUACCAAAAUCAUUUUACCAGUCUUGUCAAUCAAUUAUCUUUAAAAUCACUUCCACUUAUUUCACUUCAAAAUAAUGAUAGUAUGACAGUAAUAUCAAGAUUUUAUAGUAUAAUGGCAAAUGUUUUACAAUAUAAUCCACAGAUAUUUUAUAAUAUACCCCAGGUUGUUAAUAUUGUCGAAUUGGCAAUUGUGGCAAUCACAAACACUGAAAAGGAUUCAGUCAUGAGGGUAAUGGAAUUUUUAAAUCUACUUUUCAUCCAAUCCAAUAGUGUUCAAGAAACCCUUUCCAAACAAUACGCUUCACACAUUCUAAAAAAUAUCCUACAAGCCAUCGUUCAAGAUCGUUUUAAACAUAUGACUGCCUAUUUUGCAAAUUUAUUAAGACAGUGGAUCGAUAAAUAUAAAGAAGAACCAACGCCAUCAAUUAUAAGAGAAAUAUUUUCAAAUGCCAAUUGGAUACCGACAGAAGUUUCAAAGGAAGAAAGAGAUAGAAUUGCAAGAUUAAUUAUUGGUAUUUCAAAUCCUCAUAGAUUCAAGGUACUAGUCAGCGAUUUAAUUGAUGCUUGUGAUAUGGUUAUUACUUUCCAAACAAAUAAUAAUAAUAAUAAUAAUAAUAAUAAUAAUAAUAAUAAGCAUACGAUAAAGAAUAUGAAUCCAUAA